This is a messenger RNA of Manis pentadactyla (Chinese pangolin), 2845 nucleotides long. RefSeq names its product general transcription factor IIE subunit 1 (gene GTF2E1). Gene Ontology annotation, biological process: transcription open complex formation at RNA polymerase II promoter; transcription initiation at RNA polymerase II promoter. Gene Ontology annotation, cellular component: transcription factor TFIIE complex. The record is from RefSeq and is a predicted model, not a curated record. The transcript has 6 exons. Lineage: Eukaryota; Metazoa; Chordata; Mammalia; Pholidota; Manidae. The coding region runs from base 167 to 1483 and encodes 438 amino acids.
AGCCGGUAGUUGAAGCGCUGAGGGAAGCUGUAGUGGGAGUGUUCGAGGAUUCGCUUGGUUACUUUCUUCCCCUUGGCUGUCUGUUGACUUGGUCCUCCAAAGAAUCCUUGACCCGGAGCGGCCCGUGUGCGACCUCGGUUUAUUUAAAGUUGAAGUUUACUGCACGAUGGCAGACCCAGAUGUCCUCACUGAGGUCCCUGCAGCGUUGAAGAGGCUAGCCAAGUAUGUGAUUCGGGGUUUUUAUGGCAUUGAGCAUGCAUUGGCCUUGGACAUCUUGAUACGAAACCCCUGUGUGAAAGAGGAGGACAUGCUGGAGCUACUCAAGUUUGAUCGGAAGCAGCUACGAUCAGUUUUGAAUAAUUUAAAGGGAGACAAGUUCAUCAAAUGCAGAAUGAGGGUAGAGACUGCUGCAGAUGGGAAAACCACUCGCCAUAACUAUUACUUUAUCAAUUAUCGUACUCUUGUUAAUGUGGUAAAAUAUAAAUUGGACCACAUGAGACGGAGGAUUGAAACUGAUGAGAGGGAUUCUACCAACCGGGCUUCUUUCAAAUGUCCUGUCUGUAGUAGUACUUUUACAGACUUAGAAGCUAAUCAGCUCUUUGAUCCUAUGACAGGAACUUUUCGCUGUACUUUUUGCCAUACAGAAGUAGAAGAAGAUGAAUCAGCAAUGCCCAAAAAAGAUGCACGCACACUUUUGGCAAGAUUUAAUGAACAAAUUGAGCCCAUUUAUGCUUUGCUUCGGGAGACAGAGGAUGUGAACUUGGCCUAUGAAAUACUUGAGCCAGAGCCCACAGAAAUACCAGCUCUGAAACAGAGCAAAGACCAUGCAGCAGCUGCUGCUGGGGCUGCUGGCCUGACAGGUGGGCACCACCGGGAAGCAUGGGCCACCAAAGGCCCCUCCUAUGAGGACUUAUACACUCAGAAUGUUGUGAUUAACAUGGAUGACCAAGAAGACCUUCAUCGAGCCUCACUGGAUGGGAAAUCUGCCAAAGAGAGACCCAUUUGGCUGAGAGAGAGCACUGUCCAAGGAGCAUUUAGUUCUGAAGAGAUGAAAGAAGGUGGCAUAGAUAUAGAUGCAUUUCAGGAGCGUGAGGAGGGCCGUGUAGGGCUGGAUGAUAAUGAGGAGGUCAUGCGGGCUCUGCUUAUUCAUGAGAAGAAGACCCCCUCUGCCGCAGUGGGCUCAGUGGGGGCCGCUGCUCCUGUGACCACUGCCAAUGGCAGUGACUCGGAGAGUGAGACCAGCGAAUCAGAUGAUGACUCCCCACCCCGUCCAGCAGCUGUGGCUGCACAUCAUCGGGACGAGGACGAUGAGGACAAUGAGUUUGAGGAAGUAACAGAUGACCCCAUUGUCAUGGUGGCUGGCCGUCCGUUCUCCUAUAGUGAAGUGAGCCAACGGCCAGAGCUGGUGGCCCAGAUGACACCGGAGGAGAAGGAAGCAUACAUAGCAAUGGGACAACGCAUGUUUGAGGACCUCUUUGAGUGAGCUUCCCAUCACUUUACCUCCUUUCUCAACUGCUCAUUUCAAAAAGAAAUUCCCUACCUUUGAAGAAAAGUGUUUUAAGUGGCUUUCUGCCCCUCUUAUUGUAAAGCAACUAUUAAUCUUGCUCAAAGAAUAAUGGGAGAGAAAAUUUGAUUUUUAUGCCAGAAGCUUCCCCACAAGGUUGGUUGGCUAUAAGCAUUCCCUUCCCUGCUAUUACUACAGUAUUAAUAUUUUACUCUAUUCCCUUAUCUAACCUUUUUUUUCUUUCCUCUUUAAGAUUCAUUUUUCUUCCUGCUGAAGUAAGUAUUGGAGGUCUGUAGGGCAAAUUCUUCCUGCCUGCCUGCAGAAGCCCACUGUAAUAUGUUACAGAAAUUCACCACAUCUUUUUUUUUGUUCUAUUCUGACCAGGCAUUCCAAACAGUUCCUUAUACUGUUGCCAACCAAGCAGCUUGUCAACAAGCAGAUCAUUGAUAAGGGGAAAAAAAAUCUUAAAACUUUAUAUUGCCUCACAAUUAAGGAUGUAGUCGGUAAGGGGGAGGUAGGAAUAUGUGCAGCAGAGGAAUGGAUAUGCCUAAAUCUCAUGAUUAAUAUCUAAACCAAAAUUUGUGUUUUUAGUACUGACUUAACUUAUAGAUUCUUUUGUUUGGCUUAAUGCUAUUGGGUUUGAAUGCUGUUAGUAGAAAAAACAAAGUGUACUUAGUAAACACUUAUGAAGAAAUUAGAAAAAAAAUAGAUAUGGGACAAGGAGUCCAUGUAAAGAGUUGAAGAAUGGAGAGCAUUGGCAACAGUGCCUUAUAGAAUUGCCUGAGUUUGGAAAUUCUUUCUGUAAAGCUGGGACUGGUGCCCUUCUUUUUCCUUCCAUCCACAGUGUUGUAAAUUGUUAAAUGAGGCAGAAAUCAAAGUAUCACAGUUGAUUACUCUUAAUCUCUUUUCUCUCAUCAUUGAAGGUCUUUUUAUUUCUCUUUUGGUUCUUGUCAGACUUGGUAUUUUAGAGUAUGUCCAGUAUAUUGUUGAGCGUUGUAACCUCAAGGAACAUAGUUUACUUUUGGUUCUGAUAUCUAGCACGGUAUUAUUCCAUAAGGCAGAACUUUAAAGAACUUCCAUACAAGGGUCUAUAAAAAUUGUAUUUUUUGUAAUAUUUUUCCCUUGCAUUGUAAUUUUUAAGUAUUUAUCAUUUUAUAGUACGUGUGUAAAGUUAAGAUGCAUUUUUAGAGUAUCUGAGCCUUGUAUGAAGUGAUGUUUCAUUUAUCUGUGUUGUAUUAAUGGUCAAAUAUUAGCAAUAUAUCUAUUCCAUACUGCCUGGAAUUUGUUAAUUUCUAGCUCUGUAACAUCUUGGAGCAUAAUUAAAAUGAAUGCUCUUCCCAU